UAUGACAGAAUAAUCUUUAGACUUUGAUUACAUGUUUAAAUUUGUCAUAAUAGGAGAUUCAUGUAAUUAAGUAAAUUAACUUUAGCUGUUGGAAAAUCAUGCAUUCUCAGUAGAAUAAAUGGAAACUCUUUUAAAGAUAACCAUGAAGUUACAUUGGGUGUUGAUAUAGCUACUAAAAUAUUAAAAGUAUAGGGGAAAAUAAUAAAGGCAAGGAUUUGGGACACUGCUGGAUAAGAAAAUUUUAGAUCUAUUACAAGAUCAUAUUAUAGAGGGUGAGUAAUUUAAUAAAAUAUAGAGCUAUUGGAAUAAUGUUAGUAUUUGAUAUGAAGAAUAGAGAAUCUUUUGAAAAUAUUAAGAGUUGGCAAUAAGAGAUCAAUUAAUAUGCAAAUGAGAAAAUUAAAAUAAUAUUAAUUGCAAAUAAGUCAGAUCUAAUGAAUAAAAGGUAAACUAUAUCAAUAUUAAGGGAAGUAACUACUGAGGAAGGAUAAUAAUUAGCAAAAAAGAUUGGAAGUUAAUAUAUUGAAACCUCUGCUUUAAAUGGUAAAAAUAUAGAAGAAACUUUAUAAUUAUUAUCAUAAUCCAUAUUAAAAUUGAUUCAAGAGAAUCAUAUUGAUUUGACUAAUAAAAAUUGUGGUGUUUUGCUUCCAAACAAAACUGAAACCCCUAAUGAAGCAAUUUCUUAAGAUAGAUGUAAAUGCUGAGUU
Molecule: messenger RNA, 704 nt
Organism: Paramecium pentaurelia
Lineage: Eukaryota; Ciliophora; Oligohymenophorea; Peniculida; Parameciidae
Source: the annotation of a GenBank genome assembly